Messenger RNA from Alosa sapidissima (American shad), 2224 nucleotides. RefSeq names its product claudin 8.2 (gene cldn8.2). The record is from RefSeq and is a predicted model, not a curated record. Gene Ontology annotation, molecular function: structural molecule activity. Gene Ontology annotation, cellular component: bicellular tight junction; plasma membrane. Gene Ontology annotation, biological process: cell adhesion; bicellular tight junction assembly. NCBI's taxonomy places the organism in Eukaryota, Metazoa, Chordata, Actinopteri, Clupeiformes, Clupeidae. The transcript has a single exon. The coding region runs from base 669 to 1598 and encodes 309 amino acids.
AAGAGUUUCAUGUAAUGCAUUUUGUUUACUGUUAAAAGAUGCUGCAAGUUUAGGUUGACUUUACUGUAAUUUGUACACAUGAAACAGUCAUUUGAAUGGUAUAGAGAUAGAAGAGCACAACAGUAUAAGCUGAAUUUGAGCAUCAGUUUUGGUAUGUGGGAAAGUAUUUACAUGUAGGGCAGUUUCUUUCACUGAUGGGAAACUGUACAUUUUACUUCCCCUUACUUGAGAACCAUUCUGGAUUAUGUUGCCGUAUCAAUUUUGUAUAUUGUAUAUAAUUUAUGCAAUUCAAUGAAGAACAUGUUAACUUUUACAAUAAGGAUGAUUAAUUAACUUUGAAGGCACAUCCGGCUUCCAAUAUUCCCUGAGACACACCAAUGACAACAACAGUUUUCACCUCUGUUUUUUUUAAAAGAGAGCCAGUAUCACCAGUUUCUCUGUCUUGGGUUAAUCAGAUGCGUUGAAGGCAACCAAACCAGUCUGAUGGCAUUGCAUCAUUAACAUAUUUUCUUGGGGUGUAAAAACCCUUGACCCAUUCCUCCGCGCUCAUUUUGACUCAAGCUGCAGAGAGACACGUAGAGAGAGAGAGAGGCAAUCAGAGGACGGCAGAGACUGGACACUCUUCCCCACUGAUCUUGGCUGGUCUGUCCCCGUAAAUCCCAGCCAUCAUGGCUUACUCAGCCCCUGGGUCCUACGUGGACAAGUCCUACAUGGACCGCUCGUACGGGAAGUCGUAUGGAGGCAGUGCCUACACGGGCGCGUACGAUGAGAAGGCUGCCAAGGCGGCGAGCGAGACGAUCUACGAGCAGCAGCUGGCGAUGGAGAAGAAGAAGCGUCAGGACGCGCUGUGCUGCGACGUGGUGGCGCUGGUCGUCGGCUUCAUAGGCCUGAUCGGCGUGGCGGCCGUCACUGGCCUGCCCAUGUGGAAGGUGACCGCCUUCAUCGAGGAGAACAUCAUCGUCAUGGAGACCCGCUGGGAGGGCCUGUGGAUGAACUGCUACCGGCAGGCCAACAUCCGCAUGCAGUGCAAGGUGUACGACUCCCUGCUGUUCCUCCCGCCAGACCUCCAGGCGGCCAGGGGCCUCAUGUGCGCCUCGGUGGCCCUGUCCACGUUCGCCUUCGUCGUGUCGGCCGUGGGCCUCCGCUGCACCAAGCUGGUGGACUCGCGUCCGCGCACCAAGCACAUCGUGCUGGUGACCGGUGGCUGCCUGUACCUCAUGGGCUGCAUCACCACCAUCAUCCCCGUCUCCUGGACGGGCCACGUCAUCAUCCAGGACUUCUACAACCCGCUGCUGAUCGACGCGCAGCGCCGCGAGCUCGGCGAGGCGCUCUACAUCGGCUGGGUGACCUCGGCGCUCCUCUUCUCGGCCGGCAUCAUUCUCCUGUGCCGCCACGCGCCCCGCGCCAAUGACGAAGAGGACCCCAGCCAGGUGAUCUACAGGGCUGGCUCCGCGUAUGGCAACUACCGGCCGUACACCUACCAACCAUACUCCUACCAGCCGCCCGGAUACUACCAGCCUAACUACGGUGCUCCCCAGCCUAACUACGCCGCUCCUCCGCCCGGAUCAAUGGUGUACACGCCGGUGCAGUACACCUGAGUGGAGCGUGAUAGACUGUGACUGUGUGGAGUGUGACUGUAACAGGGUGUCUGAUGAGCGACAGUGGCUCCUUAUGCUUCAAUGCAAUAAGGCCAGGCUGCAGUAAAAGGAGCAAAGAAAUGACAUAAAAACAAGCAUUGGACUUGGUUGAGAGACCCAGUUUUCCAGUUUUGCUUUUCAUGUCUAGUAAUUUAACAUGUCUCAGUGAGACGGUCAGCGUUACAUUUUCUAAUCAUUGUCCUAAUCUGAGCUUUGUUGUUUCCUGUAUUUUACAUCACUUAGGCUUUAUUAGUAAUUCUGUUGCUGAGAAUAUCUGCUGAAGGGUCGUAUAGUCACUUAGGCUUUCUUUAAGUCAAUUAACUGUGUGAGUGUGUGAUUUAUGACAUGGCGGUGUUUGGAGUAAUUAUGUUGUGUUGAGUGGCUGCUAAAUGUUCCUGAGGUAAACCAUUGUUUACUCUGACUACCCCUCCUUUGCCAUGAGGACCUGAUGCACUGUGUGAUAUUUGUGACCUAUUUUGUACUGUAUAUAGUUUCGAUUGUACGUUUUGCAUUUAUUACUACAUUGUCUAUAAUGCACUGGUCUAAGUGGAUGACAAAUCAACAUAAAAUGAACAGACUUCAAAACA